Messenger RNA from Lachancea dasiensis, 309 nucleotides. NCBI's taxonomy places the organism in Eukaryota, Fungi, Ascomycota, Saccharomycetes, Saccharomycetales, Saccharomycetaceae. The record is from the annotation of a GenBank genome assembly.
AUGAGUGUUAGUGGUAUACCUAUUAAGCUCCUGACGGAGUCUCAGGGCCAUAUUGUAUCCUUAGAGCUCACCACAGGGGAGGUUUACCGUGGCAAGCUAGUUGACAGUGAGGACAAUAUGAAUGUGCAAUUGAGGGAUGUCACAGCUACAGCUAGAGAUGGCAGCGUAACAAGAAUGGAUCAUUUAUUCGUACGUGGAUCCCAUAUACGAUUUUUUGUUGUUCCUGAUAUUCUGAAGAAUGCUCCAAUGUUCAAACAGGGCCCUACAUCAAGACCACCACCGCCAAUCCGUGGUCCAAAGAGAAAGUGA